AUGGAUAUCCUUUAUAAGCCUCCUAUGAAUCAAGAGGUUGAGUGCAAAAUGCUAGAAAAAAAUUAUGUGACCUGUCUCCAUGAAAAAUCUGUGAAGGAUGUUGAUGUGCCAAUGAAAUGCAACGUAGAAAGAGUAAUGCAUAUUUAGGUUCUUUGGUUUAAUGUAGAUUGCCCUACUCGUUAUGAGAGAUUCACAACCCCUGAAGGUCUGAAAUCUGUAUAUGCUGACUGGCAGAAAGGAAUUUAUGAGGAAGCUUAA
Blepharisma stoltei is the source of this 258-nucleotide messenger RNA. The record is from the annotation of a GenBank genome assembly. Lineage: Eukaryota; Ciliophora; Heterotrichea; Heterotrichida; Blepharismidae.